Molecule: messenger RNA, 195 nt
Organism: Acaromyces ingoldii
Lineage: Eukaryota; Fungi; Basidiomycota; Exobasidiomycetes; Exobasidiales; Cryptobasidiaceae
Product: UPF0057-domain-containing protein
Exons: 5
Coding region: 1-195 (64 amino acids)
Cellular component (GO): membrane
Source: RefSeq, a predicted model, not a curated record
AUGGCACAGCCUGCAUCUUCCAACAGCGACGUUUGCCUGUACUUCCUCGCCAUCUUCGUACCACCGGCGUCUGUCGGUAUCAAGAAGGGCUGUGGUGCCGAUAUCCUCAUCAACAUCUGCCUCUGGGUCUUGGGCUUCAUUCCUGGGGUCCUGCACGCCUGGUGGAUCAUCUCAAAGAACCCAGAUUACAAUUAG